CUCUUCCUUCCCUGUGGCGCCAUCUAAAGGCCCCGCUUAGAGCAACACGAAGAGGCUGCUUCACAUCAUGGUGGUAAAAGCACCAGAAAGGACUCCAGCAAAUUCCACACACUCUCCACAGUUUAGAACAAAUGCUUAAAUGGCGGAGCUUUUCUGUAGCCAAACAGGGCACAGCCUUUGUUACAUCAGCUGUGAAGUUCAAAAACACCAAACCAAGACCUGUAGCUCCACUUGGCUCCCGGAUUCUUACCAAUACUGACGACAUCUUUAAGCACAACAUGUGGGACCAUAUCAAAUGGACUGUUGAGGACAAAGAAAAUGCACGACAGAAAGUUCAAGAAAAUUCCAGUGUGCAAAUUCCUGCACCAGAAAGAGGUAAAUUUGAUGCAGAGGCUUGCCAGUUCUGGGACAAGUUUUAUGAGGUGCACCAGAGUAAGUUUUUCAAAGAUCGCAGGUGGCUGUUUUUAGAGUUCCCGGAACUUCUCCAUCCGUCACACAGAGAAAAUCGUGUCACAAACGUCCAUCAUGAGCACAAAGUGAUCCAGAUUCAAAGUGGAUGCACCGCAGACACAGAGAAAAGACAUUACCAACAUAAUGAUCCUACUGGGGGCUCCUGGAAAAUUAACAACUGGAAUUAUCAGGAAGCACAACAAGAGCUAAAGGAUGUCCCUUCUUUUCUUGGACAUGAUGCAUCUUUCAGGAUCUUGGAGGUUGGAUGUGGAGUUGGAAACAGUGUUUUUCCUAUUCUUAACAACAUCAGAAAUACAGACUCCUUUCUGUACUGUUGUGACUUUUCAGCUCGAGCUAUUCAGAUGGUCCAGGACCAUCAAGAUUACGACAAAUCAAUAUGUCAUGCUUUUGUCCAUGACAUAUGCGAGGAGGGGUCUUCCUUUCCGUUUCCUCCUCAGAGCUUGGAUGUUAUUCUGGCCGUUUUUGUGCUUUCCUCCAUCCAUCCAGAGCGAUUGCAAGGAGUUGUGAAUCGACUGUCAUCAUACCUGAAGCCUGGAGGAAUGUUCCUGUUUCGGGAUUAUGGAAGAUACGACUUCUCCCAACUCAGGUUUAAGAAAGGAAGAUGCUUAUCAGAUCAUUUCUACACCAGAGGAGAUGGAACCUGUGUUUAUUAUUUCACUGAAGAGGAAGUUGGAGAUUUGUUUUCCAAAGCUGGACUGGAAGAAAUUCAGAAUUUGGAGGACAGACGACUUCAAGUGAACAGAAAAAAGAAAGUUGCAAUGCGUCGAGUGUGGAUUCAGAGCAAAUUCAGGAAACCAAGUCUACAUUUCCUACCGGAACACUCCCCUAAUGGGCAAAUAUGACAAUAAAUAUAUAUAAAAUGUUUUCAUAUAAAACUAAAGUAUAAACCGGUUCAGCUGUAAUAAUGAAAUGAUACGUUAUUGUUUUCUAACAGGAUUUAACUGGAUCAAUUUAGAAUAUGAAAUAAAAGCUCAACAAGUCAAGAAAAAUCUAUUUUAAUAUGUUUGAAAGCUUUUGAUUGUAAAUGCAUAAAGGUUUAGAUUAAAAAAUAGCUUUGACUGACACAAAUGUAGAAUUAAACAAAACAAACAAACAUCAACCCCCAAAACUUCAUAUAUUGAUUUUUCUUUAAGAUUUUUUAAUAUAUAUAUUUUGAUUUCUAAUGGAUUUAAAAUAUAAAUGUGUAAUGAUUUCUUUGAAAGUUUCUGUAUUGUUAUUUAUUUUUGGUAUAAUAAAUAAACUUAUCCAUAUUCUGACUGUUACUAAAAAAGUGAGAUUUCAGAAAUAUUUGUAAAAAUAAACACACAUUUC
Molecule: messenger RNA, 1782 nt
Organism: Oryzias latipes (Japanese medaka)
Lineage: Eukaryota; Metazoa; Chordata; Actinopteri; Beloniformes; Adrianichthyidae
Gene: mettl8
Product: methyltransferase 8, methylcytidine
Molecular function (GO): tRNA (cytidine-N3)-methyltransferase activity
Source: RefSeq, a predicted model, not a curated record